GGCUUGAAUUAUGGCCGCCGUUAGUAAUGGAAGUACUCCGUUACCAGAAGAUGUGAACAAACCCCCGGAGGGUGUGGUAUUGCCACCCAAGGAUAUUCGCGCAAUCGUCGAGAAGACUGCCGGAUACGUUGCUCGAAACGGUUCUGUGUUCGAAGAUCGUGUUCGCGAGAAAGAGCGAAACAACCCGAAGUUCUCUUUCCUCAACCCCGACGACGCAUACGGCCCAUUCUACCAAUGGCGCCUCAUAGAGAUCAAGGAAGGGCGAGGGUCGACUGCGCUCACAGGUCGUCCCGGCGAAGCCAGCGCGGCCGCGGAGCCUGAGAAGCCCAAGGGCCCCCCCGAGCCCCCAGAGUUCCACUUCUCCGCCCGGAUGCCCAUCAUCAACGCGCAGGAUCUCGAAGUCGUCAAGCUGACGGCCCUGUUCGUGGCCAGACGCGGCAAGUCCUUCAUGACCGCCCUCUCCCAGCGCGAGGCCCGCAACUUCCAAUUCGACUUCCUCCGCCCGCAGCACAGUCUCUACUCGUUCUUCACGCGCCUCGUCGAUCAAUACACGAUCCUGCUGCGCGCGGAGGGCAUCGACGCCGCGACAACGGAGAAGAAGCGAGUCGGCGAGCUCGAGCGCAACGUCCAGAACAAGUACCACGUGCUCGACCGCGCCAAGGAGCGCGCCGAGUGGGUCAAAUACCAAGCGCAGCAGAAGCAGGAGAAGGAGGAGGCCGAGGAGAAGGAGCGGAUCGCCUACGCCGAGAUCGACUGGCACGAUUUCGUCGUGGUCGAGACGGUGCUGUUCACCGCGGCCGACGACCAGAUCGAUUUGCCGCCGCCGACCUCCCUCCACGACCUGCAGUCCGCCUCCCUCGAGCAGAAGGCCAUGAUGUCGCUCAACCCGCUGCGCAUCGAAGAAGCCAUGCCCACCGACCUGGACGCCUCCAACUACUACAACGCCUACCCGCAUCCGCACUUCCCCGAACAAGUCUCCCAACCUUUCGUCCCUGAGCCCAACCCCGUUCAGAACACCGCCGGCCCCAUCUACCCGCCCCACGUCGGCCUCCCCAUGCCCACCGCGCCCGCCGCCGCGCUCACCGCCGCACACCAGGAAGAGGAGCGCUAUAUCCGCGAGCGCAUGGAAGCGCGCGAUCAGGCCGCCGCCCUCAAAGCCAACGCCACCGCCCAGCCCCAGCAGCAACAACAACAACAGCCCAUGCGCAUCCGCUCCGACUACGUCCCGCGCGCGCAAGCCCGCCGCCAGAACGCCGGCGGCGCCACCGCCCUCUGCCCCAACUGCCACCAGCAGAUCCCCGUGGCCGAACUCGAGCAGCACAUGCGCAUCGAGCUCCUCGACCCCCGCUGGAAGGAGCAACGCGCCAAGGCCGAGUCGCGCAGCGCCACCACCAACCUAUCGACCGUGGACGUCGUCAACAACCUCAAGCGGCUCGCCAGCCAGCGCAGCGACGUCUUCGACUCCACCGUCCUCCCCACCGACGGUGCCGCCGCCGCCGCGGCUGCUGCGGCAGCAGCAGCGGAGGAUUCGCGCAACAAAAGGAUGGCCUUCGAAGGUGCCCAUGGGCAGGGUCCCGUGCCCGUCGGUCCCGCGGGUGGCCCUCCUAAUCCUCAAAAUAUGAGUGUCGAAGAGCAGAUCCGACGGAUCCACGAGCGUCAGGGUAAUUACCAGCGGUAGCUGCUGAUCCACCAAACAAAAGAGGAGUGGUAAAUGGGUAUCUUGAAGCUGUGAUUGAUUGCUACGCUCGCGGGGAAACCCCCCUCCUCCCCCAUCGGUGCUAAAUUAUUUUCGAUUUUACAUCUUUCUCAUGGAGGCGUUUUUUUCUUUUUGUUCGUUUUUUUCUUCUCUAGUUCCCAUAUCUUUGUUUCGGAGUAUGUAUAACUUGACUCGCUGGUAUUUCUUUUUUUUUUUUCUGGAUGCGAGAGACGAGACAGGCCCAUCCUGUCGCAAAUUUCAUGACCAAAACACACCCCCUCUGAUGCAGUCAUUCCACGCCACUACUCGUGUAUGAUUUAGGCUAUAGGGUCUUCAUGCUUUAUGCUUAUUGCUCCAGGUAAUAA
Molecule: messenger RNA, 2061 nt
Organism: Aspergillus aculeatus ATCC 16872
Lineage: Eukaryota; Fungi; Ascomycota; Eurotiomycetes; Eurotiales; Aspergillaceae
Product: putative pre-mRNA splicing factor
Exons: 3
Coding region: 11-1678 (555 amino acids)
Biological process (GO): mRNA cis splicing, via spliceosome; regulation of alternative mRNA splicing, via spliceosome
Cellular component (GO): U2 snRNP; catalytic step 2 spliceosome; U2-type prespliceosome
Molecular function (GO): RNA binding
Source: RefSeq, a predicted model, not a curated record